Molecule: messenger RNA, 598 nt
Organism: Nelumbo nucifera (sacred lotus)
Lineage: Eukaryota; Viridiplantae; Streptophyta; Magnoliopsida; Proteales; Nelumbonaceae
Source: RefSeq, a predicted model, not a curated record
UCUCUCUCUCUCUCUCUCCCACAAUGAGGUCAUUAAGGAUCUUCCUCAUUUUAGCAAUUGCUAUGGCUGCUUUAGCUUUUAGUCUUGCUGCAACACCAACUACUGAUGAAGAAGUAGCAGUACUGGAGGUUGAUGAAGAUGACACAGUUGUAGUUGACAGUAAUUCGGAUGGUGACUUCCCAUUGUCUGGUUUUGGGCAACCAUCUUCCCUCCGAGGGACAAGUCGAUUCCUCACACAAGUAAAUGCUAAAACGACUGUGAUGACUUGUAACAAGUUUCCUAGAGUUUGUCGUUCCAAGGGAAGUGCAGGACCUGAUUGCUGCAAGAAGAAGUGUGUUAAUGUGCUAACAGACAGGCUCAACUGUGGAAUGUGUGGGAGAAAGUGCAGACACCCAGAGAUAUGCUGCGAGGGCGAGUGCGUGAACCCUUUGUUUGACAAGAAGAAUUGUGGCCAAUGCAACAACAAAUGCAACAAAGGGAGCUCCUGUGCAUACGGCAUGUGCAGUUAUGCUUAAACUACUCGUUUAUUUUCUAGCAAUUAAUUAAUUUAAAUUCGUUAUGUAUGUAUGUACACAAUAAAAGCAGGCCAUCCAUCCAU